Messenger RNA from Closterium sp. Naga37s-1, 3807 nucleotides. Lineage: Eukaryota; Viridiplantae; Streptophyta; Zygnematophyceae; Desmidiales; Closteriaceae. The record is from the annotation of a GenBank genome assembly.
AUGGACCGGUCGAAGCCCGUGAAGUACGGCCUCGAGAUUCGCCGCAAGCCGCAGAGCCAUCAUCACCCUGCGACAUCGGCGAAGGCGUUACCACCUGUGCGAGAUGCUAAGUUGCAGUCGCUGUUCGGCGACGAUGACGGCGACGGCGACGGCGUGGAGGCGGACAUCGCGAGGCAGAACCUCAAGAAGCGAAGCCAGCGUGAGACGGAGCAGCAGCACGAGGCAGCCAUGGCGGAGGACCCAUCAGUGUUUGACUACGACGGGGUGUAUGACACCAUCCACGCCGCCAGGACGUCGCGAGCCAAGGAGGCCGUGCAGAGACAGGCACGCUACAUCCCAAACCUGUUAAAGACGACCAAGGAGAGGGAGAAGGAGAAGGAGCUGGUGCAGGAGCGGCUGCUGGCGAAGGAGCGAGCCAAGGAGGAGGAGGAGUUCGCAGGCAAGGAGCGGUUUGUCACGCGCGCUUACCGCGAGAAGCUGGCGGAGAGGCAGCGAUGGCUGGCGGAGGAGAAGAGGAAGGAGGCUGAAGAGGCGGCUAACGAUAGCACAAUUUUGAUUUCUGCUUCAACCCCCCUUCCCCCCUGCUGCCCCCCUCCUCACUUUCCCUCCUCCUCCCCCGCCCCUUUCCCUUCCGCCCCAACCUCCCUUUUCGCAACGUCUACUCCUCAUCUCUGCUUUGCCCCCCUUUCCACCCUGCCAUUCCCCCCUACCCCCCUUGUUCCCCAUUACCCCAUUUCCCCCAUUCCUUUCUUCCCCUUCCCCGCUUUUUCCCCUUUCCCCCUCUUCCCCCCUUUCUCCUCCUUCCGUUCCUUCCCCCUCCUGCCCCCACGUCUCCUCCAGGUGACCAAGCGGUCGGACCUGACAGACCUGUACCGCAACCUGUACCGUGCACAGGAUGCUCAAGCCAAGUCCCCCGGUUGGGGGGAUGCUCAAGCAGAGACUGGGGUGAAGCUCACAGGGAGGGUGGCGGAGAGGGAGGAGGAGAGGGCAAAGGGGGGGGAGGGCAAGGAGAAGCAGAGAGCAGGGAGCAAGGAGCGUGAGCUGCCAGUGGGAGAGCCAAGGGCGCGGAGCAGGGAGGGGGAGGCAGCUGCUGUGUUCCCAGAGGGACGGGAGAGCUGCGGGGAGCUGCGGGGAGCUGCGCCAGCGGUGGGUGCGAGGGGAGGUGGUGGGAGGGUGGGUGGGGAUGGGAAGGAGGAUGUGAGUGGGGGGAGAGAUGGGGAAGAGAGUGGAGAGGAUGGAAGUGGGGGUGUGGGAAGGAGUGGUGUUGCUGGUGCGCCUGCCGCUGCUGGUCCCAGUGUGAGCAGGGAGGUUGACUUGCCAUCGAGAAGCGGCCAGGAAGGCGCAGGUGAGGAUGAGACGAGACGGGCUAGUGGAGCAGGGCGUGAGGGUGGGGGGGAUGGUGCUGCUGGGGUUUCUGGUGAACAUCCUGUGCCAGGUGUCAGCAAGCCAUUGGAGGGUGGUGAUAAGAAGGUGUCGGCGGAAGACAAGGCUGGCGCAAGCCGCCAUUCCUCCCGGGGCCGGGGGAGCAUCCGCGGAACGCAGAGUGCGGCCGCAGCAAGGCAAACGGGCGAGAGCGGACCACAGGGCGGGGCUUCGGGGGAAGUUGUACGCGCGGAUGGCGCGAGAGGGGCGGAUGGAGCGGAGAUAUUAAAUCCUGAUCGUCCAUCUGUGAGAGCAGCUCAGACGUAUGCCUCCUCGCACGACUCGCAAGCUGUGUGUGGUUCGAAAGGAGAGACGUUUGAGGUGGGGGAGAAGGAAGAGAAGGAGGAGGGGAGGAAGGAGGAGCAGAAGAAGGAGACGAAGGAGAAAGCGAGCGAGAGUGGUGAUGCUCGCUGCUGCAAUGGCGCGGAUGGCGCAGCCGAGAGUCUGUCGAGGCGACCCAAGAGUGGUGGUGCUGGGAGCUGUAGUAAGGGCAGUGGCGAAGAAAACGAGAGUGCGAUAGGCGCUUUAACGAACGUGAUCCGUAACCGAUGCGCCUUAAAACGGGUGGAUGGCAACGUGCCGUCUCAGAAAGAGGCAGCAGAACGACACGUGGUAGCAGGGGAUUCGUUGGGGCUGGCAGCAGCUGGUUUCGGGCAGGAGGAGAAGCAGGUAUUGGGGAAUGCGGUGGAAAUGGAUGUGGCGGGGCGAGGUGCGAUACAAGGGGGUGAGAAUUGCAGCCUUCGCAACUGCAACGAGCAGGUGAAGGUGCCAGUAUCGAGGACAAAAGAGGGCUGCGAGGAGGUAUCUGGAAGGGUAAGGAGCGAAAGGUGGCAGCAGGAGUGGAAGAUGAGCAACGUGCUCGGAGAGAAAAGAGUAGCGACCGGGGCAGUGCAAGGCGCAAGGGGGACCGAACCACGCGAGGGAAUAGCAGGCAAAGGAUCCGUGGGGGAAGGCGUGGCGGAGGGGGAAGGCGUGGCGGAGGGGGAAGGCGUGGCGGAGGGGGGAGGCGUGGCGGAGGGGGAAGGCGCGGCGGAGGGGGAAGGCGCAGGGGAAAAGUCAGUGGAAGAGGAGUGGGGGGCUGAGGAAGCAGAGGGGGACGAAGCAGGGGAGGAGAGAACAUCGGGCGAAGAGGGUGUGCUUGUCGUGGUUGGGUGUGAUAUGCACGCCCUUAACUUGGAGGAUGAGCAGCAGCGGGAGGACCAGCAGAAGGAGGAGAAGCAGAAGGAGGAGGAGCAGCAGAAGUCGGGGUGCAUGAGGGAGAGAGGAAGAAGAGUGGAGGAUGCUGAACAGCACGGGUGCCACACAGGGGAAGCGGCAAACAAAGACAAGGAGGUGGCGAUGGAGAGGGAGGAACGGGGGGAGGUGGCGGAGGAGGAGGGGGGUGUGGAGGAGUGGGAGCGGGGAGGAGGGAUGAUCCUGGGAGUGGUGAGGCAGAGCCCGGGCCCUGUCUUGCGGUCGAUGAUCCAACGGUCCAGAUGCUCCAAUGCCACUCCAACUAGGGGCAUUGCAUCCCGCAGCAUCAGCAGGGGAAGCACCUGGGGAAGGAGUGGUGAAAGAGAGCAAAAUACUCAAGGAGGCACAGGUGGUGCAGAAAAAAUCAGCGAAGGGGGCGGCAAGAGGGGUGCUUCGAAUGACGGAGUAGGGAGCACGAUUGAGUCGAUACUGCAAGGAGUGAGCGAUGGCAGAGGGGUGAACAGUGCAGGCAGCAUCAGGGCGUUGCUGCGACGGUAUGUCGCCAAGGAGAACGAACAUGCUGCUGGGCUUGAGUCAUCACGCGGUGGGGGAAGGUCAGCAGCAGCAGAAGGGGAGGUAGGAGUAGUGGCGGCAUGUGCGGAAAGGAGUGGUUUUCAGGGAGGAGCAGCAGCGGCAUGUGCUGCAGUAUGGGUAGGGAGGUCAUGUAGGGUGGCACCUCAGCAGCAGAGAGAGCAGAACGAUGAAGCUGAUGUAGUGGAGGCACAGGAGGGAGCGAGAGCAGAGGGCGAAGGGAGAACAGAGGAUGAAAGGAGAGCAGAGGAUGAGGCACGAGGGGAGUGGCAGGAGCAGAAGCAGAAGUACAUGCCGCAAUGUUGCCUUGAGACGCCACAGAAGCCAAUUAGUAAUACCCAGGCGUCUCAGCAACGGAAGCAGAAACACCUGCCAUCACCACAGCUGCUUGUUGGGUGCGCUGUGAAGCAAGGCAGCAGAACGUGGCCGCAGAUAGUGGGUAAGGCGGAAGAGAAAGCAGCAGAGGAAGCAGCGGAAGCAGAGGAAACAGAGGAAGCGGCCGAGAGGAUAGUUGGAAAGGGUGGGUCUUCGAUCAGUGAAAUCCGAGGCUCUGCUACUGGUGUGCUGCAGGGGCUGCUCUUCCGACCCAGGCGAAGGAGGGAAGGGUUGUCGUUUUCUUAG